GCGUCCGUGUCAAUACGCGCUCGAGCUUGCAGGGAGCUGAACUGAGAUGGAGAAUCGAUUUUAAUGACGUGUUUUAUCUGCAAUGAAUGAAGGCACGGUGCUGCGAGGGCGGUACUGAUUCGGCUAGCAUGCUAACGCCAUGCAGGUUUCGAUUCUAGGUCUGUCGGGGCUGACCUUUAGGGGUACUCACCUCCCAGUUAGAAUGUCAAACAAACAAUACCUUGGUAUCAAUAAAGAGCCUGGUUUUAUUGGAGUAUAAAAUUAAAACCAAUUUACAGCUCAACAAAAAGACAUUCCAAUAAAAACAUAGAUGGUUGUCUCGCUGACAGUCGUGAGGUUUGAAUCUGAGACAUUUGCAUGUUCUCACUGCACUUUGUGCGGGUUCCAAAAAUAAGCAUGUUGUGUUGAUGCUGGAAUUACACGAGCGCUACACUGACGGAAACAAUCAUUCUACACCGAGGACGGAUCUGAUGGAUGACUUGCUGACGAAGCAAAUCGAUGGUCCAAGGACAGAACAUGAAGUGGAGCGUGAAUGUGAAAUGGGACUUCAGUCAAUGGCACCGACACUGGUCCACUCUGGUCACAACACAACAACUCUGGUCAGAUUUAUUCAUUCAUAAUAAUGAUUAUAAUUCUUUUGUUUGUAUUUUCCAGUCCUCUACUGUAUAGGCUUUUACCUUUGGAAUGAUGAGACACGCUGGGCCGGUUUCACGCUCGGGCUCUUCCUUCCGGGUACCGCGGUCCAGCUGCUGAGCGUCAAAUGGUACUAUGACGAUGGUGACGAUAGGAGGUGGUACCUCUCCACCAUACAUAUUCUUCACUUGGGCAUCUUCAAACGUCACGUGAGACGUCAACAUCAUUUAUUUUGCAAAAGGACCAACCUUGAAAGGGAAGUUACUAUCAAUUUUGUCCACUGUACUGGAAUGCAGAGUCCUCCUAUGGAAAGCUGUGUUUAUGUCGCCCUCUGCUGGUAGGCUGUGGGACUGCAUGAGGUACGUGUCACGCAUGUACGGCUCGGUGGCGGAGCUCGGCGCUGUCGUCAUGCUGCAGGCGGACGUCGCUGCCCUUUGGCUCUUGGAGGCUCUGGUGCUCAGCCUGCCCCAGAGCCUCCUGCAAGCGUAUAUCGUCGUGUCCACCGACGUGGGCAUCAUGUCCCCGGUGGCCUACAGCUGUGGUCUUUGCGUGCUGUCCGUUUCCUGGGCCCUGGUGUUGUACAGCCGCGCCUGCUGUCUCAUCCGGCCGGGCCAUCUCGCCAUGCCUCCAGCGGCCUUGCUCUGCCAGCUGGUGUGGAGGGCGGGCAUGCUGGGCGCCAGGGUGACUUGCCUCAUGUUCUUCGCCAGGGUGUUCAACUGGUGGGUCUGCGGUGUGGCAGGUUUUCACUGGCUGACUGCCUCCUUCUGGCUGGUAUCGCAGCAACCAGACAUCUGCACCGGGCCCUGGUGUUGGCGUGCCUUCAACAGUCUCCUGGGGCUAGUCCACGUCUUCCUCUUUCUCAACGUUAAAGACGGACCGUCGCGCUUCCGCAUGGCCAGCUUUUAUACAUUCAUGCUCAUUGAGAACACCACAUUGUUGCUGGCUGCCUCCGAUUUACUUAGCGAAGCAUCGUGGGACAACAUGACCCUCCCCAUCACUGUCCUGUGCAGCUUUACCCUGGGCGCUACCUCCCUGGUUGUCUACUACCGGUUCCUUCAUCCCAAGUCAACAGAGAUAGCCCAGGGUCUCCACCACAACCACAUGGGUAGCACGUGCAUCGAACGAGGGGAGUCGUCCUUCUCUCUCGGGGACAAAAGUCUUCCGGUUGGCGGCGAGCAAAACCACGGCAGCUUCUCUCUCUCCGGUGUGGCCGGUUCACUGCUGGAGCAUCCGAGCACAUGCGGAGGCAGGCCCAACAGCUCCUGUCCCUGUUACCACCAUCACUGGCUUCUCAUCCGACUGGCCCUCAAAACGGGCGACUUGGGUAAGAUCAACCGGGCGUACGGGGCGGGUGGAGCGGCAGCCAUCUUGGACUUGGAGGAGUACAACCAGGAGUUUAAGAGUAGCGAAGGCAUCCCCUGCUCGACAGAGGGCAACUGCGAGGGCGUCUCGACGUCCGAGUCUCAGGGGCCGGGCUUGGCGCCGCUGUCGGACUGCAAGGACGAGUUCCAGACUGUGAGUGAACCCACCUCCUUUGAACAAGCAGAGGAUGACAGUCUGGAGAUGGAGAGUCCGCUGGAGUCGCCCGCGUCGGAUUUCAAGCGCAGCUCGCCUGAGGGCAAGUCUGUAUUUGGAGACAGUCCGGAGCCAUAUUUCUGCCCCACGGAGUCCAGUUCCACCUUGUACUUCAGUGCGGAUCCCCAAUCGCCCAGCAGCGCCAGUAACCCUCAUUUGGACCGGGAUGCUGGGGCUUUGGAACAGGGGGCGCGUCUCAAUUCCGGUCCAAGCGAUCCGGCUCUUCAUAGGGACAUCCGAGGGCUGAUCGGCCGUGUUGGGCCACGCUACACAUCCACCCCAAAACUGGACUCGGGAGUGCUGGACUCUCCCUCAGGUGUCCCUCACCUCACCGGGCCCAGAAGGCAGCUCAUAAUGUCCCGAAGGGACAACAAUGAACAUUUCUGACUGAUUCAGGGAUCGGGUGAAUCCAUGACUACAUUUUUAGCUUCUCUGUUAUAAGGUGACAGGACAUACCUCAAAUUGAGCAAUGUGAGGCGAGCAUACAGUGUAUAAAAAGCUAUUACCGUCAAAGACGUAGCAAUAUAUUGCACAAGUGCUAAAUUUACACUCGGAGCCAUUUGAUGGUCUUUUAAUGCUAUUAGUAAUAAUAAGCUAAUUGGCGCACAUUCAACAAACCUCUAAGCUGUAAUCAUUCAUCAACAACCAUAUUCCCUCAAAUUUGUUUGACGCCACGCACCAAUUAAUCCCCGGGUGCAUCACUGUAUUAGAUUGUAUAGCAAUUAACACGUGUAGCCUUUACAUUACAAAGUCAAAGUUUGUAACCUGAGUGAUAAAUCAUAUGAGUACAUUGUAGAAUUUAUGAAUAUAGGCUACACCCAUGAUAUACGUAAAUACCAGACAAACUUCAUCGGUUGGCAACCUGCAGCGUAUUUGUUAAAAAAAAAUCUGCCUCAAUAUACUUACUGUAUGUAUUUUGGGCAUUUACUGCAAACAUAUCAAUUUGCUGUGCUUUGAGCUGAAUGGAUUGAUGUGUUGAUUGAUAAAAUCUGAACUGUGAAUUUCAAAGCCACCAGUGGCUUUAAAUAAGCAAUAAAAUGCAGACAUAUUGAAAUAAAGUUAUUUUAAACUGUGA
Molecule: messenger RNA, 3283 nt
Organism: Syngnathus typhle (broad-nosed pipefish)
Lineage: Eukaryota; Metazoa; Chordata; Actinopteri; Syngnathiformes; Syngnathidae
Gene: xkr5a
Product: XK related 5a
Exons: 6
Coding region: 955-2595 (546 amino acids)
Biological process (GO): apoptotic process involved in development; phosphatidylserine exposure on apoptotic cell surface; engulfment of apoptotic cell
Cellular component (GO): plasma membrane
Source: RefSeq, a predicted model, not a curated record